AUGGGAAGAGGGAGAGUGGAGUUGAAGAGGAUAGAGAACAAGAUCAAUAGGCAAGUGACGUUUGCAAAGAGAAGGAAUGGGCUUUUGAAGAAAGCAUAUGAGCUUUCCGUGCUUUGUGAUGCUGAGGUUGCUCUCAUCAUCUUCUCUAAUAGAGGAAAGCUCUAUGAGUUUUGUAGUAGUUCCAGCAUGCUUAGGACACUGGAGAGGUACCAAAAGUGUAACUAUGGAGCACCAGAACCUAAUGUGCCUUCAAGAGAGGCCUUAGCAGUUGAACUUAGUAGCCAGCAGGAGUAUCUCAAGCUUAAGGAGCGUUACGACGCCUUACAGAGAACCCAAAGAAAUCUACUUGGAGAAGAUCUUGGACCUCUUAGUACAAAAGAGCUUGAGUCACUUGAGAGACAGCUUGAUUCUUCCUUGAAGCAGAUCAGAGGUCUCCGUACACAGUUCAUGCUCGACCAGCUCAACGAUCUUCAGAGUAAGGAGCGCAUGCUAACUGAGACAAAUAAAACUCUAAGGCUAAGGUUAGCUGAUGGGUAUCAGAUGCCACUCGGACUGAACCCGAACCAAGAAGAUGUUGAUCACUACGCUCGUCAUCAACAUCAACAACACUCCCAAGCUUUCUUCCAGCCUUUGGAAUGUGAACCAAUUCUUCAGAUCGGAUAUCAGACGCAGCAAGACGGAAUGGGAGCAGGACCAAGUGUGAAUAAUUACAUGUUGGCCGCCGGUUCCGAUUGGUCUAACGCCGGAGCUACGUGGUAUGGCAGUCCUACCGGCUACGGAAGCGACGGUGGUGCUUGUGGAUAUGGAAAGGACGUGGCACAAGCUCCGUUCUCGUCCAUGGUAUCAGCCGGAGGGCCUUCGUUGUUUAAGUCGGGGAAAGGGUGUGGCGCAUGUUAUCAGGUAAAAUGUACGUCGAAAUCGAUUUGUUCGGGAAACCCCAUCACGGCUGUGAUCACAGACGAGUGUCCUGGAUGCGUUACAGAGUCGGUCCAUUUCGAUUUGAGCGGGACAGUGUUUGGUGCAAUGGCAAUUUCGGGUCAAGAUAGUCAGCUCCGUAAUGUCGGAGUUUUGCAGAUUCUUUAUAGAAAAGUUGAGUGCAACUACAUUGGUCAAACGGUGACGUUUAAAGUGGAUGAAGGUUCAAACACUAACUACUUCGCGGCUUUGGUUGAGUAUGUAAACGGAGACGGAGAAAUCGGCCGUGUCGAACUCAAACAAGCGUUAGAUUCUGACAAGUGGCUUACCAUGAGCCACUCAUGGGGUGCCGUGUGGAAGCUCGACGUGACGUCACCUUUGCGGGCCCCACUGUCUCUCCGGGUGACUUUGGUCUCCGGCGAGACGGUUGUGGCUUCCAAUGUCAUUCCGGCCGGUUGGAAGCCCGGUGCCAAGUACAAAUCGAACGUUAACUUUCAAGUCUAA
Messenger RNA from Arabis nemorensis, 1419 nucleotides. The record is from the annotation of a GenBank genome assembly. Lineage: Eukaryota; Viridiplantae; Streptophyta; Magnoliopsida; Brassicales; Brassicaceae.